AUGGAUCACAAGACCGAAGGGAAAAGGAAGCAGCGACAUAGCUUGACUUUACUGGAUCAAUUAAACAAUAUGAAAGAAUUAACACAAAUGAUUGAUGUGGUCCUUGUAGCAGAAGGUGAGAAGUUCCCCUGCCAUAAACUGAUAUUGGCUGCAUUCAGUCCCUAUUUCAAAGCCAUGUUUACCUGUGGCUUGCUUGAAUGCACCCAAAGAGAAGUGGUGCUCUAUGACAUCUCAUCAGAGAGUGUGUCCAUAAUACUCAACUACAUGUACAGUGCAGAUUUGAACCUCACUAAUUUCAAUGUCCAAAGUGUUGCUGUUGCUGCAUUUUUUAUGCAGAUGGAAGAUGUUUUCAAUGUGUGUCAGAAAUACAUGAUGGACCAUAUGGAUGCUUCCAACUGUGUAGGGAUCUACUAUUUUGCAAAGCACAUUGGGGCAGAAGAAUUGUCUGAUCAAGCUAGACAAUAUUUGUAUCAGCACUUUGCUGAGGUGAGCUUGCAUGAAGAAAUAUUAGAGAUUGAAGCACAGCAGUUGCUGAGUCUCAUAAGAUCAGAUGAUCUGAAUGUAUCCCGGGAGGAGAGCAUUUUGGACUUGGUCCUCAGAUGGGUGAACCAUAGCAGAAAAUCACGUGUCGAGCACCUGAUUGAACUCCUGAAGCAAGUGAGACUGGAACUUGUAAGCCCUUCUUUCCUGGUGGAAGCUCGGAAAAGGAACACGGUGCUUCUUUCUAAUUCAGAAUGCCAUGAUAUGAUUGAUGGAGCAUUAGAAACUAUAAAGAAAUCCAACCACCCCUCUCUCAGUCUUCGCUAUGGUAUGGAGACCACCAGUCUUCUACUUUGCAUCGGCAAUAAUUCUCUGGGGAUUCGAUCAAGACAUGGUAGCUAUGCAGAUGCCAGUUUUUGUUACGCUCCUGCAACACAAAAGACUUACUUCAUUUCCUCCCCGAAGUAUGGUGAGGGUUUAGGAUGUGUGUGUACCGGUGUUGUCACUGAGAACAACGAUAUUAUUGUGGCAGGGGAGGCCAGUGCUGUCAAAAUGUCUAGACAAAAAGCCAAGAACAUUGAAAUUUAUAGGUACCACAGUAGAGGAAACCGGUUUUGGCAAAGUUUGUGCACUGCUCAGUUUCGCGAACUCUAUGCCUUGGGCACUGUUCAUAAUGACCUGUAUAUCAUAGGAGGGCAAAUGAAACUGAAAAACCAAUAUCUGGUCACAAACUGUGUUGAGAAGUAUUCCAUGGAGCAAGAUAGCUGGAGAAGCGUGGCGCCUCUUCCGGUGCAACUGGCCUGCCAUGCUGUGGUAACAGUAAAUAAUAAACUCUAUGUGAUGGGAGGCUGGACACCACAGAUGGAUCUCCCUGACGAUGAGCUGGAUCGAUUAAGUAACAGAACGUUGCAGUAUGACCCAGGCCAAGACAAAUGGACAGAGUGCACACCAAUGAAGUACUCCAAAUACCGCUUCAGCACAGCUGUAGUCAACAGUGAGAUUUAUGUCUUGGGAGGAAUUGGCUGCUUGGGUCGAGACAGGGGACAGGCACGGCAAUGUCUUGAUGCAGUGGAGAUUUAUAACCCUGAUGGAGAUUUCUGGAGAGAUGGGCCUCCGAUGCCUUCUCCUUUACUCAGCUUAAGAACCAAUUCCACUAAUGCAGGCUCGGUGGAAGGGAAGCUAUAUCUCUGCGGAGGAUUUCAUGGAGCAGCUCGCCAUGAAAUUAUCACCAAAACGAUCCUAGAGUUGGAUACGUGGGGAAACCAGUGGAAUGUGGUGGCCGUCAACGUCCUCAUGCAUGACAGCUACGAUGUCUGCCUCGUAGCUAGACUGAACCCCCGAGAUCUCAUCCCCCCACCCUCUGACCUAGUGGAUCAAUAGAAAUGCAGUUGUUCCUUGUGCUUUCAGAUUCUGCUGUAGCUGAAGAGCUCAGACUAGAGAGAGGUGUGCAGCUUGACCUUUGAACUGGCCUGAGGUGAAAACUGGGUUCUACAGAGAUGAGUCUGUGACAGGCUCAAGCAAGCAAUGCCUUAGACCUUUGAUUCUUUCAGCCACUGCUAUAUACUCAGUAUUGGUACUUCAGGCUUUUGUGAUUGAUACUAUGGGCUUCCCGUCCCAAUAAGCCUCUGGAGUUGGCCCAGGCACCCUACCACAGCACUUCAUCAUUUAGCUGUGUAAGCACUAAUGUGCAAUGCAGGUUGGGCGGCUGUGGGCCUUAGCUUCACCAUCAUAGUUGCAGCCCAAAGCCCAUUGCAGGGUAAAGCAGCACAACUGAAUGAGAGCCCUAGCAGGUGAAGAUAACGUUUCAAGGGAAGAUUCUGCCUUCACUUACAUUUGGGGCACCCCAUUGAUUUCAG
This is a messenger RNA of Mauremys mutica (yellowpond turtle), 2336 nucleotides long. It is a transcript of the gene KBTBD12, whose product is annotated as kelch repeat and BTB domain containing 12. Gene Ontology annotation, molecular function: protein binding. Bases 1 to 1860 code for a protein of 619 amino acids. NCBI's taxonomy places the organism in Eukaryota, Metazoa, Chordata, Testudines, Geoemydidae. The record is from RefSeq and is a predicted model, not a curated record. The transcript is spliced from 5 exons.